AUGUCAACAGCUUUAAUACCUUUCUUUCAACGAAGUGUUGCAGAAUUUGCUCCUACAUCAUUAUUAAAUGUGGGAUGUGUAAUUCGUCAAGAACAAAUUACACCUGAUAAUUCCGCUUAUAUUCAAACCACACAAGAAUUAGCAAAAAAUGGAAGUAAAAUAAUACUAUGGACAGAAGGUUCUGGUACCAUAACAAAUAAUUCAGAACUUGAAUAUGUAAUUUCAUCGAUAAAAAAUAUUUCUCGUACAUAUAGCGCAUAUGUAGGAGUUGCAUAUAUUUUUCUUGGUGAAUCAAAAGAAACUUCAUAUAAUAAAUUAACAGUUAUUUCAUCAUCAGGAGAAAUUGUAAUGGAUUAUCAAAAAUCACACUUGGUACCAUUUCUUGAGACUGUUAGAUUCAGUAGCGGAAAGGCUGAAUUACCAACUUAUAAUAGUGAAGAAUAUGGAGUUAUUGGAGGGGCGAUUUGUUUUGAUUUUAACUUUCCAGGAUUUAUUA
Molecule: messenger RNA, 496 nt
Organism: Dentiscutata erythropus
Lineage: Eukaryota; Fungi; Glomeromycota; Glomeromycetes; Diversisporales; Gigasporaceae
Source: the annotation of a GenBank genome assembly